Molecule: messenger RNA, 1157 nt
Organism: Kogia breviceps (pygmy sperm whale)
Lineage: Eukaryota; Metazoa; Chordata; Mammalia; Artiodactyla; Physeteridae
Gene: TMEM170A
Product: transmembrane protein 170A
Biological process (GO): endoplasmic reticulum tubular network organization
Cellular component (GO): endoplasmic reticulum membrane
Source: RefSeq, a predicted model, not a curated record
UUGUCUUCCAGCUUCUUUCACCUGACUGCUGAACCAUCUGAUUCUCAUUACCAGAUGCAUAUGUAUGUGGCGUUGCAGAGGAGCGCAGAGCAGAGGGCGCCCCACUGUAGCAGGAGAGACUUCCCCAGUAGGGGGCGUAGCCCAUAGGUCUCGGAGAGCCGUACGCAACGUCAGGGGCAGGAACAACUCUCGCCCCGCCCCUGCCAUCUGAGGCGCCCUAUGAUUGGAGGGAGGAGCCAUCACUUGGCAGUGCCGUUGUGGUGGGAGGAAGAAGGCUUCGGCCGAAGGUGACGCUGAGGCGACGGAGGUGCGGAGAGCAGAGUGGGCCGUGAGUGAGAGUGAGCCACGGCAGCACUUCAGGCGCUCUCCCCCACCUCUCUGCGGUGAAUGGCGGCGGGAUGGAGCACGAGGGGAGCGGCGACAGCGGGGGGUCGGCCGGGCUCCUGCAGCAGAUCCUCAGCCUGAAGCUCGUGCCGCGCGUGGGCAACGGGACCUUGUGCCCUAACUCCACUUCUCUCUGCUCCUUCCCAGAGAUGUGGUAUGGUGUGUUCCUGUGGGCACUGGUGUCCUCUCUCUUCUUCCAUGUCCCUGCUGGAUUACUGGCCCUCUUCACCCUCAGACAUCACAAAUAUGGUAGGUUCAUGUCUGUAAGCAUCCUGGUGAUGGGCAUCGUGGGACCAAUUACUGCUGGAAUCUUGACAAGUGCAGCAAUUGCUGGAGUGUACCGAGCAGCAGGAAAGGAAAUGAUUCCAUUUGAAGCCCUCACCUUGGGCACCGGACAGACGUUUUGUGUAGUGGUGGUCUCCUUUUUACGGAUUUUAGCUACUCUAUAGCACAUACCCUUGUGCUAUGAUGGUGAACGUACGUUUCAUAGAAUCCUCAAAAAGAAUACAGUAUGGAAUGUGUUUUCUUAGUUCUUCAAACGGGAAGCAACUUGGAUGAAAAGGUAUAUGAAGAACAACGCUUUCUUCAAUUUGAAGCUCCAGGAAUUAAAGAUCUUUUUGGACUCACUGUUCUCAACCAAAACAAAUCAAAUUUCUUUUCUUUCUUUCUUUUUUUUACAUAUUUAAUUCAGGCAGUUUUACGGGUGCACCUUUACGCAAGCCAGGUCAGCAGUGCCUCUGGGUUGGCAUCCUUCACACUGAAAUUUAUAAUGU